UUUGUUUUAUAUUCCUCAACUUUUGAAGAUUUCACGACACUCCCUCCUCCUCGUCCGACUUGUUGAUAAAACUAAACCAACAUGGGUGCUUGUUUGGCACUUGGUUCCCUCGCCAGUUGUGCGUCCUGUUUGUGUGGGUCGGCCUCCUGCCUCCUGUCAUCAUGCUGCCCGUCAACAUUCAACUCCACCGUGAGCCGGCUGGCCUUCUCCUUCCUGAUGAUGCUUGGGACUCUGGUGUCCAUCAUAAUGAUUCUCCCAGGCAUGGAGGAACAUCUUAAAAAGAUUCCAGGGUUCUGUCUCGGUGGCACAUCCAUACCUGGCAUAGAAAACAAGGUGAACUGUGACAUCAUCGUCGGCUACAAGUCGGUGUACCGCAUGUGCUUCGCCAUGGCCUGCUUCUUCUUCCUCUUCUCCGUCAUCAUGAUCCGAGUGCGCAGCAGCAAGGACCCCCGAGCCGCCGUCCAAAAUGGCUUCUGGUUCUUCAAGUUCCUGUUGUUGGUUGGCAUAACAGUGGGAGCUUUCUUCAUUCCAGACGGCCUCUUUAAUACAGUGUGGUAUUACUUCGGCGUGGUGGGCUCGUUCUUCUUCAUCGUCAUCCAGCUCAUUCUGCUGGUGGACUUCGCCCAUUCCUGGAACCAGGCCUGGCUGGUGAAGGCAGAAAAUGGAAACUCCAAGUGCUGGUUUGCAGCCCUGCUAACCUUCACCAUCGUCUUCUACGCCCUGGCUUUCAUUGCCGUUGUGCUCUUCUACGUGUUUUACACCCAAGGUGACGACUGCACCGAGCACAAGGUCUUCAUCAGCCUCAACUUCAUAUUCUGCAUCGUUGUGUCCAUUGUGGCCAUUCUGCCCAAAGUUCAGGAGGCUCAGUCCACCUCAGGUCUACUCCAGGCCUCCUUCAUCUCCCUCUACACUAUGUACAUCACCUGGUCCGCCAUGAGCAACAACCCCAACCGGAAGUGUAACCCCAGCCUGUUGAGUCUGGUCCAGCCCAUUAGUACAACUCCAGCACCAGGACCCGCUCCUACCAAGGCCCCUGGAAGCGUCCAGUGGUGGGACGCGCAGGGCAUCGUGGGAUUGAUCAUUUUCCUGUUCUGUACUCUUUAUGCCAGUAUCCGCUCCUCCAACAACAAUCAGGUGAACAAGCUGAUGCUGACGGAGGAGGGCGACGGUCUGACCACGGACUACGAGGCCGCGACAGGGGAGGACGGAGUCCGACGGGCCGUGGACAACGAAGAGGAGGGAGUCACCUACAGCUACUCCUUCUUCCACCUCUGCCUCUGCCUGGCCUCCCUCUACAUCAUGAUGACUCUCACCAACUGGUAUAUGCCCGACGACGACUACCAGACCAUGCAGAGCACCAUGCCGGCCGUGUGGGUGAAGAUCAGCUCCAGCUGGAUCGGCUUGUUGAUCUACCUCUGGACCCUGGUGGCCCCAGUGGUGCUCUCCGACAGAGACUUCAGCUAAAAAAAAGUCUCUCAACAUGUGGCUGUUAGCCUGUUGCCAUUUUUUAAAAGAAAGAUAGCUUAAGCUUCAAACUGAUUAUCUUGCGCUUGCAACUUCACAUUUAAAAGUAUGAAAUGGUAAUGGGAAUUCAGUGCAUGUUUUGCCUAAAUGUUGAUUUUUUUUUUUUUUUUUUUUUGUGGCUCGUAUUGAAACCGGCAGUUUUGAAUGAACAUAAGAUUUGUUUUAUUUGAGCUUUAAAGACACAUUCCAGGUUUUACACCUCAGGUCAUUUGAUAUCUUUCACUGUUACUAAUAAUCUAAUAGAGAGCACCGUGCCUUUUUAUAUAUAGGACAAGACCAAAUGCAACUUCAAUGAUCCCUUUUAGGUAAUAGAUGUUUUGGAUUUGUUACACUACAUUUAUUUUAGUUGUUCGUACAUAGCGUUCAUCGUUCCCUAUAAAUCAGUUUGAUUUCAUGGAAAGGUGUUGUUAUGCCUUUUUUUUAUGAUACAACUUUGCCAAAGCUUAUAACAAGAGUGUCUUAUUAUAUUUUGCACAAAAGGAAUAAUUUUGUAUAUGUUUUAAAACAUUUUAGAACAUGCAUUCACAUGUAAAACAUUGCCUCCUCAAUAAACUAUAUGUUCACUUUUUGCUAUAAUCAAUAAAGUUCACCAUUUGUUUAAUGUCUUCAA
Molecule: messenger RNA, 2134 nt
Organism: Anoplopoma fimbria (sablefish)
Lineage: Eukaryota; Metazoa; Chordata; Actinopteri; Perciformes; Anoplopomatidae
Gene: serinc2
Product: serine incorporator 2
Exons: 10
Coding region: 82-1464 (460 amino acids)
Cellular component (GO): membrane
Source: RefSeq, a predicted model, not a curated record